Molecule: messenger RNA, 375 nt
Organism: Dibothriocephalus latus
Lineage: Eukaryota; Metazoa; Platyhelminthes; Cestoda; Diphyllobothriidea; Diphyllobothriidae
Source: the annotation of a GenBank genome assembly
AUGCCAAUUUUGGCACUAGAGCAAUGCACUGCCUUUCACCUUGUUCGUUCAAAUCCUAAUCAGUUAGCCCCUCGGCCGGCGGGUAAAUGCGGUCGAACUCUCGGGCAACUCUUUGGUAGUACAUAUUACGUCUGCGACAGCAAAAUUGGCAGACGUUUCUUGGUUGACGCUGGUGCUCAACUGAGUGUCAUCCCUCCUUCACCAGCCGUCUGUCGUUGCCCCAAUCGUGGAUUUGUCCUGCCAGCUGCAAACUGCUGCCCUACCACUGCUUUUGGACUUCGUUGUCCUUCCCUUGAUAUUGGUCCCAGCCGACUCUUUCCUUCCAUAUUCAUGGUUGCUGAUGUUCCGACCGCUCUCCUGGGCGCAGACUUUUGA